ACCGACAUUUCAGGAAUGCCAUUAAUACAAAAUGAAUGCCCCGAGGCCCGAGAGCACAUCAAGCACACCGAGCCCAUAGCAGCGGAUAUACGAUGCACGCUUAGACCGUGUUUGAUUGGUCAGAUAUUUUCCUCGCCACUUGCCCCUCUCUCUCUUUCUCUGUUACUGAUAUCCUCUCUCCGCCACCUAGUUUUUCCUUCUCACUUUCUUCCCCGCCAAACGGACGGCCAUUUGGACCACCACUCUAAUACCCAGAAAAGCUUAUUCGUGAGAGAGAGAGAGAGAGAGGGAGAGAGCGAAGCCGGACUCGGGGAUAGCAAGCUACGCCUUUUAGGUGUCCAAAUAAGAUAUGGCUUUGAGACGCCUGAUCACAGAGGGAACAGGGUCUUAACUGUACAAGAGAGGUUUCAGUCAAGCUAUGUAGGCAAUUUUGCUCGCAGGGUGCGUGAUGCAGAAGAAGCCAUCGAAGUUGCCCAUCUGAAAGAACUUCACCAUCGUAAUGACCCAGAAUCUGUGAUAAGAUUAUUUGAAAGUCAACCAUCAUUACAUUCCAGCCCUUCAGCACUAUCUGAAUAUGUAAAAGCACUAGUCAAAGUUGACAGGUUGGAUGAGAGUGAAUUACUCAAAACGCUACAAAGAGGUAUUUCUAGGUCAGCAAGGGAGGAAGAAAGCAUGGGUGGCCUCUCGGCUCUCAGGAAUGUUGGGAAACCUACAAAAGAUGGUCUUCUGGGAACUGCUACUGCACCUAUCCAUAUGGUGGCUGCAGAAGGAGGGCAUUUCAAAGAGCAACUGUGGCGUACAAUUCGCACUAUUGCCCUUGCUUUUCUCCUCAUUUCGGGUGUGGGAGCAUUGAUUGAGGAUAGGGGAAUAAGUAAAGGCUUGGGUCUGAAUGAAGAGGUGCAACCUAGCAUGGAAUCAAACACAAAGUUUAAUGAUGUAAAAGGCGUUGAUGAGGCGAAAGCAGAGUUAGAAGAAAUUGUUCACUAUCUUCGAGAUCCUAAGCGCUUUACUCGUUUGGGUGGUAAGCUUCCAAAAGGUGUUUUGCUUGUUGGCCCACCUGGCACCGGAAAAACAAUGCUUGCGAGAGCUAUUGCUGGAGAAGCAGGAGUACCGUUCUUUUCGUGCAGUGGCAGUGAGUUUGAAGAGAUGUUUGUUGGUGUUGGGGCCAGGAGGGUGAGGGAUCUUUUUUCUGCUGCAAAAAAGCGGUCACCUUGUAUAAUAUUCAUUGAUGAGAUCGAUGCUAUAGGUGGUAGCCGCAACCCUAAGGAUCAGCAGUAUAUGAAAAUGACUCUGAAUCAAUUACUUGUAGAACUGGAUGGUUUCAAGCAAAAUGAAGGAAUAAUUGUGAUUGCUGCAACUAAUUUCCCUGAGUCGCUAGACAAGGCAUUGGUGAGACCUGGACGGUUUGAUCGCCAUAUUGUUGUUCCCAAUCCAGAUGUUGAAGGACGGAGGCAGAUUAUGGAAUCCCACAUGUCAAAGGUUCUCAAGGCAGAUGAUGUGGAUCUAAUGAUCAUUGCUAGAGGAACUCCAGGGUUCUCAGGUGCAGAUCUUGCAAACUUGGUUAAUAUAGCUGCUUUGAAGGCAGCAAUGGAUGGUGCCAAAGCAGUGACUAUGGCUGAUCUGGAGUUUGCCAAGGACAAGAUUAUGAUGGGAAGUGAAAGAAAGUCAGCUGUCAUAUCUGAUGAGUCGAGAAGGCUAACAGCUUUCCAUGAGGGUGGUCAUGCUCUUGUAGCUAUCCAUACAGAUGGUGCUCUUCCAGUUCACAAAGCAACAAUAGUUCCCAGAGGAAUGUCUCUUGGCAUGGUUGCUCAGUUGCCUGACAAGGAUGAGACAAGUAUCUCCCGUAAACAGAUGCUUGCAAGACUUGAUAUUUGCAUGGGUGGGAGGGUUGCUGAAGAGCUCAUAUUUGGAGAAAAUGAAGUUACUUCAGGUGCAUCUGAUGAUCUCAAGCAAGCUACUUCUCUUGCAAGAGCAAUGGUUACCAAGUAUGGCAUGAGCAAAGAAGUUGGGCUUGCAGCCCAUAAUUACGAUGACAAUGGAAAGAGCAUGAGCACCGAAACUAGGCUCCUUAUCGAAAAAGAAGUGAAGCGCAUCUUGGAAAGGGCUUACGAAAAUGCAAAAACCAUCCUCACUACCCACAGCAAGGAGCUUCAUGCCCUUGCUAAUGCUUUGCUGGAGCAUGAAACACUUACUGGAAGUCAGAUCAAGUCUCUGCUUGCCCAAGUUAACUCUCAGCAACAUCAGCAACAGCAGCAUAUAGUAGCAGCUCAAAGUAGCUCCCAAUCCAAUCGAGUGCCUCCUUCAACACCGAAUCCCGCUGCAUCUGCUGCUGCAGCAGCUGCAGCAGCCGCCGCAGCUGCAACUGCUGCGGCUAAGACUAAAGGCAUUGCUCCUGUGGGUUCCUAGCACAGAAGAGGUUGGUCUGCCCCCUUUCUAGGUAGCUACUUCUUAUGGGAUUCAAUGUGCAUACUAGUAAUUUACCGGCCUCUAUAUCGGUGCUGCAGUUUGUUUGCUGGCCAGUGAGGUGUCAUUAAAUUAUGGAUAGUGAGAUUGACUGGAAGCUGUAGAAGGGUUGAUUGGUCGUCAAUGUAGCGGUUCUAAUCAAAAGUCCAUUGGGAAAACAUAUAUUGCCCCUCAUAUUCUUACUUUUUUUUGUCCUCUAAUUUUGUUACCUGUAUGUUUAGGGAAGAAAAAAAAAAAAAAAAAACACAAAA
Ziziphus jujuba (common jujube) is the source of this 2714-nucleotide messenger RNA. RefSeq names its product ATP-dependent zinc metalloprotease FTSH 4, mitochondrial. Gene Ontology annotation, cellular component: chloroplast thylakoid; membrane. The coding region runs from base 16 to 2406 and encodes 796 amino acids. The transcript is spliced from 6 exons. Gene Ontology annotation, molecular function: ATP binding; ATP hydrolysis activity; ATP-dependent peptidase activity. NCBI's taxonomy places the organism in Eukaryota, Viridiplantae, Streptophyta, Magnoliopsida, Rosales, Rhamnaceae. Gene Ontology annotation, biological process: proteolysis. The record is from RefSeq and is a predicted model, not a curated record.